UUUAACAAAACAGACUAGAAAUUGCUAUAUUUCUUAUGUAUCUAUCUUUUUUAAAGCCUAGAAAAUCUAGCAACGUUCCAACAACGCCAGCACAAGGAACAUAAUAAAGAACACAGAAAAAGUUCCAGCCAAAGAAAGAGAACAGAGAAAAAGAACCGAAAAAAUAAUAGAAAACUGAGGAGAGACAAGUGUAAGGCGUGCCUGCUCGAGUCUGUUUGAUACUGAGAAAGUGUUUUCCAGAUAGAGUAGAGAGAGAAUAUUUUGCAGAGGCAAAAGACAUGUAAAUUCUGAAGCUAACAUACAGAUAAUCAUCAUCAAAAGCAUAGGACCAUUUUUUUUUUCUCGAUCAAGUAGCAUAGGAGCAUAGGUAGACAGAAACUGGUGAAGUAGAAAAACACAACCCAUGAGCCAUGAGCCAUCAAUCUCUGUAGUUUUCCACUUUUUCUUCUUUUUCUUUUUGUUUUUCUUUCUAUUUUUUACCUUCUUUUUGGGUCAUGUGGGCUUUCUUUGCUUUACUAAUUAAAGGGUCACUAGCACUAAUGAUUCUUCCCUGCAAGUCUCUGUUCACUGGUUCCCUUGAUGCCUGACACCGAGAGCUCACAUUCAAUCAUUUUAGGGGCACUCGUGGGCUUAAAAAAUAAGAGAUUGGAGAUAAAUAUUCAGAGGCCUCUCGGAUUACCCAGUUCUUGUGAAAUUACUAGCUGGGUUGGUGCUUUGAGUAUCACAUUCCUUCAAUUUUCACUAAAUUGAAAGUCUUGUUGUGAAGUAAGUGAAUUCUCAGUUUAGGGUUCUUAGGAUCAACCUCAAAAUCACGCCUUUGCGCCUUUCAUGCUUAUGAGUUUAUAUUGUUAUCAGACUCUUUUGAAGCGGUAAAGAGUUUUGGUUCCAAAGAUUUGUAUUGGGAUCCACAGCAAUGCGCUAACUGCAAUUUCUGUAAAUUCUUGUGAAAUAUGGCUGAAAUUAGACUUACAAGGGUAGAACAAGGCCAAACCAAGAUUAGAAAUGUCCCAAUUGCCGUGACACCAGAAGGUUUCUGGUGUUGCCCUUCUCCUGUUGUGUUUCAAAAGACCCUCAAACCAUCAUCCCCCCCACCACCACCACCCAAGACAACAGCUCAGAGGAAACAAACACCACUUAGUGAAAAAAAGCUAGCCUUUACCCCAUCGAGAUCAGGGAGUAUUAAUGAUGGUCAACGAGCUUUUGGUCCUGAGGCGCCUGAUGCACCCACGGUGAGUGCAUCUCUGGUUCCCGAGAGAGUCCCGAGGCCCAAAGUUGAAAAUUUGCCAAGGAAAGUUGCAAUUGAGUUUGGUGAACCUGGAACUAGUGAUAUGAAGGUGGUUCUACUUGGAAAGCAAGGAUUUUGUGUUAAGUUGAGCGUUCACAAGAAUGUUCUAGUGGAGCAUAGCAACUUUUUUGCCGACAAGCUUUCUGAACAACAAUCUGGUUCAUCCUGUCUUGAAAUUGAAGAAUGUGAUGAUGUUGAAAUAUAUGUUGAAACCGUCGGAUUGAUGUAUUGCAAAGACAUGAGGCAACGGCUGAUGAAACAGAGUGUCUCUCGUGUACUCCGUAUUCUGAAGAUUGCAGAACUUCUUGCCUUCAACUCGUGCAUGCAGUCAUGUUUAGAAUAUUUGGAAGCAGUCCCAUGGGUUGGGGAUGAAGAAGAAGAAAAAGUAGUCUCCUCAGUCUUGCGACUCCAGAGUGAGGGUAUUGGGGUCACUCCAGUAUUGAAACGAGUCUCCUCUGACAUUUCUAAACCCCCUAAGGACACACUUUCCCACAUAAUUGAACUUGUUCUCGCAAGCAAUGAGGAGAGAGGCAGGCGUGAAAUGAAAUCCGUUGUGCUGAAGCUCCUUAAGGAGAACAACAGUGCCUCAAGCUCUACAGGUUCAGCUGAUGUCUGCCAUGAAACACUGUAUAACUCAUGCAGAAACUGUUUGAACUUGCUUUUGUCCCUGUUCAAGCAGGCUACAGAACCAGUGUGUGCUGAUAAACCGGUAGACAACAAAGAACCUGUGGUGAAGCAAAUAGCUUUGGCUUCUGAUAACCUCUCAUGGUUGCUUGAGAUUUUGGCUGACAAACAAGCAGCAGACGAAUUUGGAGUAAUGUGGGCUAGCCAGCAAGAAUUGGCAUCCUUGCAUACAAAGCUGCCUAUUGUGUCUCGUUACCAUGUUAGCUGUAUUACGGCAAGGCUGUUUGUUGGCAUUGGUAGAGGGGAGCUGCUGCCAUCUAAGGAUACCCGCCAACUGUUGUUACAAACCUGGUUACAGCCAUUGAUCAAUGACUACAAUUGGCUGCAACAUGGGUGCCGGUCAUUUGACCGGAAGGUUGUGGAAGAAGGAAUUGGUAGGACAAUCCUCACUCUGCCUCUAGAGGACCAGCAAAGUAUUUUGCUGUCUUGGUUGGGCAGUUUUCUGAAGGCUGGUGAUAGCUGCCCAAAUCUUCAGAGGGCCUUUGAAGUUUGGUGGCGGAGAACUUUCGUUAGACCCUAUGUGGAAGGGCAAGGCAGUUCACUUCAGUCAGAUAGCUCAAUGACAUCAUAGUAGAUCUUAAGAGUAAAGAGUUACAAUAACCAGUGAGAGUAAUGUUUGUAUCUAAAUUUAGCGUUGUGUUCCAUAGUAUGUGGGAGAACAUAGGCUUGAAAGAUUUCUCAUUUUCUUAAGGCUAACGUGACAGAUUUCUGUGAAGUCAAAAGAGUACUGGUGAACUUCUGAGAAAUUUCUCUGCUUUUAAGUGAUGUAAGAAACUGCUUUUGUAUUUUGAUGAUGUCUUGUGGGUUGGUUGUUUCUUGUGGAAAUUCUUGAAAAGGAGAGUUGAUUGAACU
Molecule: messenger RNA, 2821 nt
Organism: Prunus mume (Japanese apricot)
Lineage: Eukaryota; Viridiplantae; Streptophyta; Magnoliopsida; Rosales; Rosaceae
Source: RefSeq, a predicted model, not a curated record